Molecule: messenger RNA, 405 nt
Organism: Alternaria infectoria
Lineage: Eukaryota; Fungi; Ascomycota; Dothideomycetes; Pleosporales; Pleosporaceae
Exons: 2
Coding region: 1-405 (134 amino acids)
Source: RefSeq, a predicted model, not a curated record
AUGGAAUCUACAGAAACAAUGAGCGACGCCCACACCCCUCAAAAUCGACAACCAAGGGACUUGACGCCCAUGUUAAUGGACCUCGAGGAUCGAGCCGACCGGGUACUGACAAGUCUUUACUUGCUCAAGCAGCUAGACGACGUAUUCCCAGCUAUCGAGACAGUCAUAGAGAAGCAAGACUGUGUUGAUAAUAUUCGCUCCCAUACCGAGAAAAUGGAAGCAAACUUGGAGGUCAUGGAGCGGAAGAGCGAGUUACUAGACGAUGAACGAGUCUGUGACUGGAUCAAUAACGGCAGAGGUGACGCAGAGAAGGAGAACAGAAACGAGUUUCUCAAUCGAUUAAUCAAGAAGAUGGACGGUCUGCAGAAACAGAUGGCGGAAAUGAGGAGGGGUUAUGUCGGAUAG